Molecule: messenger RNA, 1631 nt
Organism: Dermatophagoides farinae (American house dust mite)
Lineage: Eukaryota; Metazoa; Arthropoda; Arachnida; Sarcoptiformes; Pyroglyphidae
Product: major facilitator superfamily domain-containing protein 4A
Biological process (GO): transmembrane transport
Molecular function (GO): D-glucose transmembrane transporter activity
Source: RefSeq, a predicted model, not a curated record
AUGAAAAAAUAUCCGCUAAUCGUGCAAUUUCCAUCUCAUUAGAAUAGCUGGUUAAAUGUGUGCAGAAUUUUUCGAAUGCCCAAUGAAUCGUCAUUUAUGUUCGGUGCCGAACAUGUUGCUGAAUGGCAAACACAAUAACAUUCGAAAAAAAAACAAAUUAAUGUUUGGGGUUUUUGGAUCAACUAAAAAUAUCAUCAUUGUAUUUAAAUCAUCAUAUCAUAUAGUAUCAUUUUCCCUAAUUUGAUCUAAUUGUUUUUUAUGAUUAUCAACAUGAGUCAAUACUCGAUGUGAUUUAUUAGAUGCGGCGUUUUUUUGUUGGUUGCAACAUAAGUAUAAAAAUUAUUUGAUUAUUGUCAGCUCAAAAAUGGAAAACAUCAACUCUAAAUGGAUCAAUCUGAUUUAUUCGUCGUGUAUUUUUGUCAAUCAUUUUGCAUUUGGAAUAACAUCGAAUACAUUAUGGCCAGCUUUGGUUGAUUUGAGUAAAAUUUACCAGGUUUCAGAAGAAACAAUUGGUUAUCUUGCAACAUUUUCAUCACUUGGUUAUCUCAUCGGAUCAUUAAGUGGAACAAUCUACAAAUGGCUUAAUCGACAAUUAGUACUCAUAUGUAUGGUAUCGCUAAUCGCAGUGACGAUGGCUUUUGUUCCAUAUUAUGGUUCAGUCUACCUGUUGUUUGCUGCGGUAACAUUUAAUGGAAUCGGUGGUGGUUCAUGGGAUAGUUCCAACAAUAUCUGGCUUGUUGAAAUGUGGCCAAAUAAACAUGCUUCUGUGAUGCAAUCGUCACAAUUUAUGUAUGGUCUCGGUACAAUCAUAAGUCCUACUUUGAUUUCACCAUAUGUAUCGGGAAAUUCUACACAAGAGACUCCGGCAAUGAGAAUAAAAUCCCUACGUACACCAUUUGCAAUUGUUGGUGCGAUCCAAAUAAUAGUGCCUAUAAUUUUUCUGAUAUUAUUCAUCAUACGAAGAUAUCGUAAAUCUGGUGAUUUUGAUGAUGAACAUGAUAGUGAAGAAAUUCAAACAGUAACCGGUGUUAGUAGCAAUCAUAUUAGUGAAUAUCAAUCAUUAAGAAAAUUCAAGUUAAUUCUGGUUGCAUUGCUUUUGGGCACUUAUGAUGCAGCCGAAUUGGGUUAUUUCUAUUAUUCACCUACAAUGUUACAACAUUUAUCUAUUGAACCCUCUGAAGCUGCUCAUGUUCUUUCUGUUUUAUCGGCUGCCUAUACAAUCGGUCGAUUAGUAACGGCAUUCAUUUCUCUUAAAUUGACUCCCGACAUAAUCAUGACCUAUCAUUUUGUCAUAAUAAUUGCUGCACAAACUUGUCUUUAUUUUGGACGUCAUAAUCGAACAAUCAUCUAUAUUACAACCGUUUUACUUGGUUACGGUUUUUCAGCCAUGUGGCCAGCAAUUCUAGCAUUUACUGAACGUCAUUUUAAAUUAUCAAAUCGAAUCGGUUCAUUAUUAUUCUUUUUUGCCGGGUUGGCAACAAUUUUCACACCAUUUUUGAUUGCCCGUUAUCUAGAAACAUGGCCUGAAGUUUUAUUUGUAUUUGAAGCAAGCUAUCUAGUGGCCAGUAUUAUUAUUUUCAUAUCGGUCAAAUUAUUAUUAAUAUUUCGACCAUAACAAAAAAAGAAGAAAC